AUGUCUUCCCAAUUUCAGAAUUUUGGGGAGACAGUAGAAAAGGUCGGAAUUGAUUUAUUUAAAUGCGGUUCUAAACCGUUAAAACUAAUUUGUAAUUCGACAAAUUUGUCGGCAAACGAAGUGUCUCAGUCACUUGUAUUAUUAAUUAAUUUUGGAAUUGUUUCUUUUAAUUCAUCGAAACUCUCAUACGUUGCUGAUUACAAAUUAAAUCCGGAAAAAAUUUUGUUAAUACUUCGUUAUCCCAAGUAUCUGAUGUUAAUGAAAACUUUGUAUGGCAAUGAAGCAGAAAUUAUUGUGGAAGAAAUAUUAAAACAUGGUAGAGAUACUGCAUCCUGUAUUUUAUUGAGAUCAGUGAAAAGAUUGUCGAAUGUAGAUUCCGAUAAAGAUGAAGCUAUAAAAAUUCAAAGAGUUAGAGAUAUAUUUGAAAUGUUAAUAAAUAAACAAUACAUCAAGAGCUCUCCUAAGGUUGUUAAAAAGAAAAACAUACCUGAAUUGACUGAAGACCCGAUGAAUAUGCCUAAAUUGUGUGAAGCUUAUUCAAAAGGUGAACUUCUACCUAAUAAUGAUUCAUUUUGGGAAAUAAAUUUUGAUAGAUUCCAUCAAGAUAUGAGGGAUGAUCUUUUGGUACUUUCAAUGACAAGAAAAAUAAAUUCUCUUGGAGGAGAAAUAAUGAAAUUAAUUUUACAACAAAUGUACUUACAAAGUAAUCCUACUGCAGCUAUAUCUAAUCCAUUACUAGUCUCAGAACUUAAAAAUGUUUGCUCCAGGUCAAUGACAAACAAAAAUGCAACACAACAUUUAGAAGACUAUUUGGAUAUAAUGAUCACCUUCCAUGUCUUCANNNNUAUUUUUUAUUAUGCAAACAUGAAACAUUAUAAACAUUUUUUAUGUAUGUACUUAAGACUGAUAAGGGAACAGGAAUAUAUAGAACAAGAUGAAAUUCAAAAAAAAGCCAUGUUACCCGAUAAAGAAGCAAAAUUUUUAACUUAUUCAUUACUUCAAUCAGGUUGGAUUCAACAGCAUGAAUUAAAGAAAAGUUUGCAAAAAUCUGGGCCGACAAAAACCUUUUAUUUAUUUUGUAUUGAUUUUGAUCAGGUUGUUAGAAUGUACAUUGAAGCAUGUUAUAAAAGUUUAUAUAAUAUAAUAACUCUCAGGGAACAAGAAAAAAUAGAUAAUAAAUGUUUACUUGAAAAAAAACAAAGAAUCGAUGCUAUCAUUUUACACAUGAAAAAAGAAGGGGCUACUGAUGAACAAGUCGUAGAGAUUGAAGAAAUGGUUACACCGCCUGAACAUAGUUUGUUGGAAAAAAUUCAUUUGAAUGUCAAUAAAGUUUCACAGGCAGAGCUUCAAGUGGAUGAAACUCUAUUCAUAUUACAACUUUGCCUCAAUUAUAAAAAUUAA
Pediculus humanus corporis (human body louse) is the source of this 1401-nucleotide messenger RNA. RefSeq lists its product as uncharacterized. The record is from RefSeq and is a predicted model, not a curated record. Gene Ontology annotation, cellular component: RNA polymerase III complex. Bases 1 to 1401 code for a protein of 466 amino acids. The transcript is spliced from 11 exons. NCBI's taxonomy places the organism in Eukaryota, Metazoa, Arthropoda, Insecta, Psocodea, Pediculidae. Gene Ontology annotation, biological process: DNA-templated transcription. Gene Ontology annotation, molecular function: single-stranded DNA binding.